CCUCAACCAUUUGUUUCAUGGAGAGAUUCAUCAAUUUGAAACAAGAUUAUCACUGUUUCAGCGGAACUGACCUUAGGUUUUAUAUUUGUAAGUGGCUCUGUUACUUUGUGAUACAAACGAGGUGGGACUAAGAACCAAUAUCAAAUGGACCAAAUCUAAACCAUUUUGCCAUAAUGUCCUUCCUCUUUGUUACUGUUAACAGUGAACGAGCGGUAUUUGAAAUCGCGGCGGCGGCGGAAGCAAGUGCAAGUGCCGCAGAAGGAGCAGUCUGCAGCGGAAGCAACGGCAGCAUCAGGGUCAAUAGAAGAUGUUGUACAUAAUCGGUUUAGGGUUAGGAGACGAGCGAGACAUCACACUGAAAGGAUUGGAAGCAGUGAAAAAAUGCGACAAGGUUUACAUGGAAGCCUACACUUCCCUCCUCUCCUUCGGUCUCUCCACCACCGCGCUCGAGAAUCUCUACGGUAAACCCAUCGCUCUUGCCGACAGAGAGUUCGUUGAGGAAAAAGCCGACGAGUUCCUCUCCGAAGCUCGCCAUGCCGAUGUCGCUUUCCUCGUUGUUGGGGACCCUUUUGGGGCUACCACUCAUGCUGAUCUCGUUGUUCGAGCGAAGAAGAUGGGGAUUGAUGUGAAAACUGUGCAUAAUGCUUCAGUGAUGAAUGCGAUUGGGAUUUGUGGUCUUCAGCUUUAUCGUUAUGGGGAGACUGUUUCUAUUCCGUUUUUCACUGAUACUUGGAGACCUGAUAGCUUCUAUGAGAAGAUUCAGGGGAAUCGAAGCAUGGGUCUGCACACUCUUUGCUUGUUAGAUAUUCGGGUGAAGGAGCCUACACUGGAAUCUCUGUGCAGGGGAAGAAAAGUCUAUGAGCCACCCCGAUAUAUGACUGUAAACACAGCCAUUGAGCAGCUGUUGGAGAUUGGGCAAGCACGUGAAGAAUCUGCAUACACUGAAGAUACUGAGUGUGUUGGGUUUGCUCGUCUUGGAAGUGAAGAUCAGAUGAUAGUGGCUGGAACAAUGAAGCAGCUGCAGUUGGUUGACUUUGGAGCACCUUUACAUUGCCUUGUCAUAACAGGGAAGACCCAUCCCUUGGAAGAAGAAAUGCUGGAUUUUUACAGAUGCAGGACGUAGUGUGGUCUUUAGAACAGCAGCUCCAUUUUGAUUCAGAAAAGACUUGUUUGUUUGUGUUGAAGUAGCCCUAAUAUCUUGUUCUUCUGUGUAAUUUUUUCCUCGUCAAUCUGAGCCUAAGUUAGUAAAAAGAUAAUGUCCUCUUGUAGUAUCAAUCAAUACUCAUUCCUGCACUCACUCAAAUUACAACACACUUUUUCA
This is a messenger RNA of Lotus japonicus, 1321 nucleotides long. Its product is annotated as probable diphthine methyl ester synthase. Bases 308 to 1123 code for a protein of 271 amino acids. Lineage: Eukaryota; Viridiplantae; Streptophyta; Magnoliopsida; Fabales; Fabaceae. The transcript is spliced from 4 exons. Gene Ontology annotation, biological process: protein histidyl modification to diphthamide. Gene Ontology annotation, molecular function: diphthine synthase activity. The record is from RefSeq and is a predicted model, not a curated record.